Messenger RNA from Stegodyphus dumicola, 841 nucleotides. RefSeq names its product MAM and LDL-receptor class A domain-containing protein 1-like. NCBI's taxonomy places the organism in Eukaryota, Metazoa, Arthropoda, Arachnida, Araneae, Eresidae. Gene Ontology annotation, cellular component: membrane. The record is from RefSeq and is a predicted model, not a curated record.
AGUGACGUAGCCCACAUUUGCUGUGAGUGGUAUGACGGAAAUGGGUGCCACCAUGGGAAGCUCCUAGAUCUAUUAUAGGUGAAAAAUAUGCGGUCACGCACCCUUAGGGAGCGGACGUUUAAGAAUAAUAUCGAGUCGCUGAUUAGGUCUCCUGGUUAAAUCUCGGAACUCAUGAUUAUGCUGGUUAUUCCAAGCGAAUUUAAUAAAUCAGAGGGUUUGAAGAUUGGAUCAUUACGUAUUUGUCCUAAAUAUAAAGUUUCUCACUCGUCGAAUGGGGACGAAUGGAAAAGUGAUGCACUCGACUUUCGUUAUCAGAUGUCUCUCUGCCAUUGUUCUCGCAUCUGUUGUGAUUGUCCCCGCGACAGUUCGAACAGCUUUCAACUAUGCUUACAACAAUUACACGUUAGGACCUUGUAACUUUACCGAUCCAGAUGGAUUUUCUGCUCCUUGUUUCUUUGAUCUUCACCACCCACAAACGAACCUCUCCAUGUUCAACUGGGACCUUGGAUGUGGAGAAGGGGCUUUUUGGAUGGGAGGACCACCCACCGACAACAAUGGCAGCGAGAAAGGUGGAUAUGCUUUCAUGGAUCUUUCUCGAAUGUCAAGCGAUGAAUCUGGUCUUAUCCAGAGAGCCUGGUUGCCCACAUUCCUCUUGAAUGCCACUUCUCCGAAAGGAAAAUGUCUUCAUUUCAGCUACAGUAUGCAAGGCUUGUCUGCGGGAGGACUAAGAGUGCUGAUCAACGCAACUGAUGUCACUUAUACAGUUUGGGAAACAAGGGAUCCUACGGAGGGCGAGUGGCAUAGCGGUAAAGUGUCAUUCACAUGUGAAACGCCUUUCAGG